AUGGUAAACGGAAACUCCGCCAUAGAGCUGAAGAUUUACCUCUGGAGGUGCAAAGAGUUGACAGAAUUCAGUCUGGGGGAGAACUUGCUGGCCCUCUCCAACCCUGGUCUAAUGCUGGACCAGCUCCUCCCGGAGCUCAGCUUGCUGCUCAAGUUGCUGGAUCAUGAGUACCUGAGCGCUACCACCAUGGAGAAGAAACUGGCCGUCUCCACUAUCCUGCAAAAGCUGCAGCCCCCUGCAGGGAAGGCUCUGGACUACAUGUACGUGAACACCGCAGCCCUGCAGAACAGCACCAGCUUCGUGGAGUCCCUCUUUGAAGAGUUUGACUGUGAUCUGCGGGUUCUCCAGGAUAUGCAGGAGGAUGAUGGGGACACCAGCGAGGGCAUUGGCUUGGAGCUCACAAGGAGCCAUCCAUCUAAAAAUGCUCCCAGGGACCCUCCUCCACCACUUCCCACAACCCCCCCACCUGAAGAUUACUACGAGGAGGCCCUGCCUCUGGGCCCAGGCAAGGCCCCUGAAUACAUCACCUCACGCAAUAGCUCCAGUCCCCCCAACUCAAUCGAGGAUGGCUACUAUGAGGACGCAGACAGCAACUACCCUGUUACCAGGAUGAAUGGGGAGCAGAAAAACUCCUACAAUGACUCUGAUGCGAUGAGCAGCUCCUAUGAGUCAUACGAUGAAGAGGAGGAGGAUGGGAAGGGCCAGCGGCUGACACACCAAUGGCCGUCAGAGGAAGCUUCUAUGAACCUGGUGAAGGACUGCAGGAUUUGUGCCUUCCUGUUGCGUAAGAAGCGCUUUGGGCAGUGGGCCAAGCAGCUGACAGUCAUCAAGGACAACAAACUCCUGUGCUACAAAAGCUCCAAGGACCGGCAGCCACACCUGGAGGUGCCCCUGAGCGCCUGCAGCGUCAACUAUGUGCCCAAGGACGGGCGCCGCAAGAAGCAUGAGCUGCGCUUCUCUCUGCCAGGGGCCGAGGCUCUGGUGCUGGCAGUGCAGAGCAAAGAGCAGGCUGAGGAGUGGCUGAAGGUGAUAAAGGAAGGGAGCAGUGCCAAUGGAGGAGGAACAGGUGGGACUGAAGACCCUACAUCCCCCGUGCUGCAUUGCAAGAUGGACCUUGACAAGAGGUUAUCGCAAGACAAACAGACGUCUGACUCGGACAGCAUGGCAGCAGGGGAGAACUGCUCCCCCAUGAGCCGAAGGGAGCGCGGGAAAGGCAAGAAGAGCGGCUUGGCUGAACUGAAGGGCUCGGUGAGCCGGGCAGCCGGGAGGAAAAUCACCAGGAUCAUCAGCUUCUCCAAAAAGAAGCCAUCCCCUGAGGACACCCAGACGUCCUCCACCGAGGAGGACAUCCCCUGCUGUGGUUACCUGAAUGUCCUGGUUAACCAGUGCUGGAAGGAGCGUUGGUGUUGCUUGAAAGGCAACACGCUCUAUUUCCACAAGGACCGCUCCGACUUGCGGACGCACAUGAAUGCCAUCGUCCUGCGUGGCUGUGAGGUGGUGCCAGGCCUGGGCCCUAAACACCCGCUUGCUUUCCGCAUCCUUCGCAGUGGGCAGGAGGUCUCUGCCUUGGAGGCAAACUGCUCUGAAGAUCUGGGCCGCUGGCUCGGGCUCCUGCUGGUUGAGACUGGCUCCCAGAAAACCCCGGAGGCCUUGCACUAUGACUACGUGGAUGUAGAGACAAUAGCCAACAUAGUCACCGCUGUGAGACACUCCUAUCUGUGGGCCAGCGCCUCCCAUGAGAGCCAGGCUGACUCCUCCCGGGUGGUGUAUGAUGACGUCCCCUACGAGAAGGUGCAGGCAGAGGAGCCACCGCGGCCGUCGGGGGCCCAGGUGAAGCGGCAUGCCUCGUCCUGCAGUGAGUCAUCACGCCGCGUGGACCCGCAAGUCAAAGUCAAAAGACAUGCAUCAAAUGCCACCCAGUACAAGUAUGGGAAGAACCGGGCUGAGGAGGAUGCCAGGAUGUUCCUGACGGAGAAAGAGAAGCUGGAGAAGGAGAGAGCUUCUAUCCGGAAUGAGUUGGUGACCCUGCGGAAGGAAAAGAGGGAGCUCCGGGAGGCCAUGAAAAGCAGCACAGGGAGGAAGCUGAAGGAGCUGGAGGAGCAGGUGGUGGCCCUGGAGGAGCAGUGCAAAGGGAAGGAGGAGCAGCGCGUGGACCUAGAGCUCAAGCUGACGGAGGUGAAGGACCGGCUGAAACAGUCGCUAGCAGGAGGGCUGGCUCUGGGGCUCACCGUGACCAGCAAAGCUGAAAAUGGGGAGACUGGAAAUAAGCCAAAUGGGAACCCCACGGAGCACUUGGUCCCGGUGAACUGUGCAGCGGAAAUGAGGAAGAGGAGCCCCUCCAUCCUCCCUGCCAACAAGGGGAAAGUGCUGCAGAAGGCCAAGGAGUGGGAGAUGAAGCAAACCUAA
Molecule: messenger RNA, 2406 nt
Organism: Emys orbicularis (European pond turtle)
Lineage: Eukaryota; Metazoa; Chordata; Testudines; Emydidae
Gene: AFAP1L1
Product: actin filament associated protein 1 like 1
Cellular component (GO): cytosol
Molecular function (GO): SH3 domain binding
Source: RefSeq, a predicted model, not a curated record